GUCAUCGAUUCAAUUGUCAGUUUGUCAGCAGUUGUCAGAAGAAGUGUUGAAAAUUAAAAAAUAAAUCGAAAAUAAACAAGUUUUGUUCAAGUAAACUACCUGAAAUUUCAUAAUGCUCAAACCCAAAGCUUUGACACAAGUGCUUAGUCAAGCAAAUACAGGAGGAGUAGAAAAUACACUGUUGCUGAACCAUCAGGGAGCUCUUCUGGCUUAUUCAGGAUAUAAUGAUAAAGAUGCCAGGGUCACAGCUGCAAUUGCUAGCAAUGUUUGGUCAGCAUACGAAAAGCAAGGCAGGAAUGUUUUUAAAGAAGAUAAACUGCAUCUCAUUUUAGUUGAUUGUCAAAAUGGUAAAAUUGCAAUUACACAAGUAGCAAAUUUAUUGUUAUGUUUGUAUGCAAAAGAUGCCGUAGGUUUUGGUAUAUUGAAAGAAAAAAUAAAUGCCAUUGCACAAUAUCUGGAAGGACCUCUUAAGCAAGUAGCAAGUUCUUAACCUUCUAAAAUCUAUUUUAUGUAAACUAUAAUGUUAGUUAUAAUGUAAAUAAGAAAAUUUUGUACAUGAUUGUCAAAUUUAUGAUUGUUUUAUAAAUUCAAUUUUACAAUUAAGUUUUAACCAUAAGCCUCAUAUGUGUAUU
Messenger RNA from Papilio xuthus (Asian swallowtail), 632 nucleotides. It is a transcript of the gene Lamtor2, whose product is annotated as Late endosomal/lysosomal adaptor, MAPK and MTOR activator 2. The record is from RefSeq and is a predicted model, not a curated record. The coding region runs from base 113 to 490 and encodes 125 amino acids. NCBI's taxonomy places the organism in Eukaryota, Metazoa, Arthropoda, Insecta, Lepidoptera, Papilionidae. Gene Ontology annotation, biological process: positive regulation of TOR signaling. Gene Ontology annotation, molecular function: guanyl-nucleotide exchange factor activity; molecular adaptor activity. The transcript is spliced from 2 exons.